GCCGCGUUUAUGGUUGCGCGCUGCGUGAGUGCCGGGGUGAGUGGUUAAUCGAGUGAACUUCGUUUGUGAUAGAUCCGUGCGCGGUUCGCGGACUGGAAGGUUACAGGCACCAGAGGAUUCUUGCUGUCCCCUGGUCCUGAAACUUGCGACCUAGGUUGCAUGUCCCCAUAUCCUUGUUUAAUGGAGAGAACUCAGCCAAGCUUCGUUGCUGCUAGCUCCAAAAGCAUUCGAUUUGUCUGUGAGAAGCUGAAAAUCAUCUUUUAGAAAGUUGCGCUUCGAUUCUCUGCCCGCUACCCCCAAUCCCUUAAUUACUCUGUAGAAGUUGGGGCUUUUUGAACAUCUCUCUCACAGUCACAGUCUAGUGCUGGUUUAACUGCAUAAUGACUUUCUAUUUCUCUGGUAUUCGAAGCCUUCCUAAGCUUUGGAAGAGCAACCCAUACCUUGGGCUAGGCCCAGGUCACUCUCAUCUCUUUCUCUUUCUCAAAGACUGUUAUGGUAUCGGGAACCAAGAGAAGUGGUUUUCUCUUAAAACGAUGUCUCCACAGAAUACCAAAGCAAUGAAUUUACCGAUUGCCAGGGCCAGAUACGUCAGGAAAAGAGAUGAGGGCAAUAAUAAGCAAGUUUCUGCUGAUUCUCCUCACAUGUUUGCAGCUGGAGCGGCUAAGAAGAGAUCACAGAUGAAUCCUCCAAGUAAAGAUCAUGACUUGCCACCUGUGAGCAACAUUAUUCAACUCCCGACAAAACCUUUGAAUUCAGAGGAGUGGGAUAAACUUAAGGAAGAAUUCAAAGGAAAAGCUGAUUUUGAAAAUUGGAUCAUUUUACAGAUGGUUAAAUGCCAUAGCUCUGUAGAUGUGGCCAAAUCUGUGCUGGCCUGGGUAGCUGCAAAAAACAAUGGUAUUGUAGGCUAUGAUUUGCUAGUUAAGUAUUUGUGUCUCUGUGUUUUUCAUAAGCAGACAUCAGAAAUUAUUGACGUCUAUGAAAUCAUGAAAGCCAGAUACAAACGUUUAGAAUCAGGAGCGUACACUCUUCUCAUCCGGGGAUUAAUCCAUACAGACAGAUGGAGAGAGGCCUUGCUGCUGUUAGAGGACAUCAAAAAAGUCAUGGUUCCUUCAAAAAAGAACUAUAAUGACUGUAUCCAGGGAGCCCUCUUUCAUCAAGAUGUAAAUCUAGCUUGGAAUUUGUAUCAGGAGUUGUUAGGCCAUGAUAUUGUUCCUAUGUUGCAAACUUUAAAAGCUUUCUUUGAUUUUGGGAAAGACAUAAAAGAUGAUCAGUAUUCAGACAAACUACAAGACAUUCUUUUGUACCUAAGAAAUAAUCAGCUAUAUCCUGGGGAGUCAUUUGCACACAGUAUAAAAACAUGGUUUGAAAGUGUUCCUGGAGAACAAUGGAAGGGACAAUUCACCACAAUCCAGCAAAGUGGUCAGUGUUCGGGCUGUGGAAAGACUGUAGAGUCUAUUCAUCUGAGUUCAGAAGAGUAUGAAUUUCUCAAGGAAGGAAUCAUGAGGGAUGUGAUAGAUGGAGGUGACCAAUACAAAAAGACGACACCUCAGGAACUUAGGAGAUUUCAAAACUUUGUAAAACACUGUCCUCCUUUUGAUAUUGUCAUUGAUGGGCUCAAUGUUGCCAAAAUGUUUCCUAAAGCUCGUGAAUCUCAAGUUCUCUUGGAUGUGGUCUCUCAACUAGCCAAGCAGAAUCUUCAAGUGCUGGUCCUGGGCCGGAAGCAUAUGUUAAUGCAGAAUUCCUGGUGGAGAAAGGAUGAGAUGGAAAAGAUGCAAAAGCAAGCCAGCUUUUUUUUUGCUGACAACAUCUCGGAGGACGAUCCGUUCCUUCUGUAUGCCGCACUGCAUUCGGGGAACCACUGCAAGUUUAUCACGAAAGAUCUGAUGCGGGACCACAAGGCCUGUCUGCGUGAUGCCAAGACCCAACGCCUGUUCUUUAAGUGGCAGCAGGGACAUCAACUGGCAAUUGUUAGUAGGCAUCCGGGAUCAAAAAUAACUUUUCAGCAUAUUCUCAGCUAUGAUACCGUGGUGCAAACAACUGGAGACUCAUGGCACAUACCUUAUGAUGACGACCUGGUGGAAAGAUAUUCCUACGAAGUGCCAACCAAAUGGCUUUGCCUUCACCAGAAGACGUAAAGACUCUUACCCCCAAGCUAAACUUGUGUUUGGGUGUCCUCCUGGUUGGCAUCAGAGCUCUUUAGUGGAUGCUUGUUUAGAGCAUCGCUUCUGUCCUAUCUGAUCCAGUUUGUCCUGUUUGGUGCAGUUGACCCAGUGAAGAGAAAAUCUCAAAGGAGAAGCCUGA
This is a messenger RNA of Hippopotamus amphibius kiboko, 2301 nucleotides long. It is a transcript of the gene PRORP, whose product is annotated as protein only RNase P catalytic subunit. Gene Ontology annotation, cellular component: mitochondrion; mitochondrial ribonuclease P complex. Gene Ontology annotation, molecular function: protein binding; ribonuclease P activity. Bases 381 to 2135 code for a protein of 584 amino acids. Gene Ontology annotation, biological process: mitochondrial tRNA 5'-end processing; tRNA 5'-leader removal. The record is from RefSeq and is a predicted model, not a curated record. The transcript has 9 exons. Lineage: Eukaryota; Metazoa; Chordata; Mammalia; Artiodactyla; Hippopotamidae.